Etheostoma spectabile (orangethroat darter) is the source of this 1999-nucleotide messenger RNA. Its product is annotated as heat shock factor protein. The coding region runs from base 293 to 1810 and encodes 505 amino acids. The record is from RefSeq and is a predicted model, not a curated record. The transcript is spliced from 15 exons. Gene Ontology annotation, molecular function: sequence-specific DNA binding; DNA-binding transcription factor activity. Gene Ontology annotation, biological process: regulation of DNA-templated transcription. Lineage: Eukaryota; Metazoa; Chordata; Actinopteri; Perciformes; Percidae.
GUCGUGGCGUCAUCACGGCGCGACAACCAGCUGGCUACGCAGUUGUUUGUUUGAUCGGAUUUGUUCUACUUUCUGUCCGCGGAUGAGUUGAUAGAACUCCGUUUAAAGCGCCGCAGGAACCUAGAUUAGACCCGGACCAGGACCCGGACAGGACCCGGACCAGACCCGGACCAGACCCCAGCCCGGCUCCGCGUCGCGCGCUGUAUGUUCGGAGAGCUUUGAGAAGAAUGCUAACUGUUAGCUGCCGUUAGCUCAGAUUAGCUCGGUGUGCGUUCAAUCCUUCGUUUCUGACAUGGAGUAUCCCGGAGGAGGGGGGGCGGUGCUGGGCGGCGGGAACGUCCCGGCCUUUCUCACCAAGCUGUGGACCCUGGUGGAGGACCCGGAUACGGACCCACUCAUCUGCUGGAGCCCGAGUGGGUCCAGCUUCCACGUGUUCGAUCAGGCUCGUUUCUCUAAAGAAGUUUUACCAAAGUUCUUCAAACACAACAACAUGGCGAGUUUCAUCAGACAGCUCAACAUGUAUGGUUUCAGGAAAGUGGUCCACAUCGAGCAGGGGGGUCUGGUGAAACCAGAGAAAGACGACACCGAGUUCCAGCAUCAGUUCUUCAUCAGAGGACAGGAAGGACUGCUGGACAACAUCAAACGGAAAGUUACCACGGUGGCGUCGGUGCGUCAGGAUGAAGCCAAGAUAGCUGCCGACGACGUGCACAGGAUCCUGAAUGACGUGCAGCUGAUCAAAGGGAAGCAGGAGACCAUCGACUCCAGGAUCAGCUCCAUGAAACAUGAGAACGAGGCUCUGUGGAGAGAGGUGGCCAGUCUGAGACAGAAACACCUUCAGCAACAGAAAGUUGUCAACAAGCUGAUCCAGUUCCUGGUUUCUCUCGUCCAGUCCAACAGGAUCAUGGGAGUCAAGAGGAAGAUUCCUCUGAUGCUCAGUGACUCUAGCUCCGCCCACUCCAUGCCCAAAUACAGCCGCCAGCUCUCAUUGGAGCACAUGCAGGCCAGUCUGCUGUCAGCUGACUCUCUGGUGACCUCUGGACCAAUCGUCUCUGACAUCACAGAAUUGUCACGCCACAGCGGGAGCGUGAUCAGUGAUUGGAUGGAUGAAGGUGACAGCCAAUCGGUGCAGGUGAAAGAGGAGCCGCUCAGUCCCGUCCUGGAGGGCGGAGACACACCUGUGGACACGCCCCUCUCGCCCACCACCUUCAUCAACUCCAUCCUGCAGGAGAACGACACGCAGACGCCCCCCUCUACAGAUCCCGCAGCAGUCAGUCCCAUUGUUGUGAUGGACCCCUCCUCUGCGGGGCCCCUCCCAACAGCCACACCCAGCCAAUCGCCUGCCUCCGUUCCCACCCCGAACUCUGCGCCCUGUCCCUCCAAACAGCAGAGUUGUCAGACCAUCGCCUGCAUCGACAGACCCCGCCCGCCUCCCUCUGCAGGUGGACUCUCACCUGACGUUUGGCGCGUCGUUCCAACACGAACUGAUAUAUCUGAACUGUCCAAUCACGUGGAUUGUAUUGACAACAGUCUGGAGAACCUACAGAGCCUCCUGAACAAUCAGACCUUCACCUUCGACACGUCCCCGCUGAUGGAGUUCUUCAGUUCAUCUGGUUUUUCUGGAGAUUUUGACGUCGACAGUUUGGACAAUCUGCUGUCUGAUGACAUCCCAAACGGAGGCGAUGACAGCGUCGACACAGGGAAGCAGCUGGUGCACUACAUGUCCGCCCCCGUCCUGCUGGAGGCGGAGCCGCCCGCAGAUGACCCCCCCGCCGCACUGCUAAGCCCCGCCCAUCUGCUCUCUGACCUCUGACAUCAUCCACCAGGCGCCACAGGAUGAAAUCAGUUUUUAUUAUUAUUAUUGUUAUGCAGAUAUUAACCAGUUUGUCUUCUUCUACUCUUUUUACUUUAGCUUUUUCUUCUACGCUGCUUUCAUUGAGUCAUUUUGUUUCCAGCUGUUUCCAUGGCUACAGUCCAGCUGUUUCCAUGGCUACAGUGCAGC